AAGCUCACUGGCGUCGGGAGCCGCCGAGCACCUGUGAGCACACGGAAGCCCCGGCAGGCUCCAGCCGGUCCGGACCUCCCGGGACCUCGGACCUCGGACCUCGGUCGGCGCUCGGCACGCGCCCGCUCGCCCGCCCGCCCGCCAUGGGCGCUCCGCGCUGCCGCCUCUUUGCGCUCCUGCUUCUGCUGCUGCAGGUCUCGUCGAGGCUCUGCCAGGAGCCGGAGCCGUGCUACCCUGGCUUUGGGGCCGAGAGCUACACGUUCCUGGUUCCCCGCUGGCACCUGGGGAGAGGCCACGUCCUGGGCCGAGUGAGUUUUGAAGACUGCACUGGCCGGCCAAGGUCAGUCUACUUGUCUGACGACUCCCGAUUCAAAGUGACCACAGAUGGUGUGGUCUUCGUCAGAAGGCCUCUACAGCUGCAUAAAACGGAGAUCAGUUUUUUGGUCCACACCUGGGACUCCACCUACAAGAAGUUCACUGUCAAGGUGACAUUGAAGGCAGUGGGACGCCACCACCAUCACCACCACCAUGACCUUGCUCCUGAAAACAAGACACAAGUGCUCACAUUUCCCAGCGCCCACCAUGGUCUCAGAAGACAGAAGAGGGACUGGGUUAUCCCCCCAAUCAGCUGUCCAGAAAAUGAGAAAGGCCCAUUUCCUAAAGAUCUGGUGCAGAUCAAAUCCAACAAGGACAAAGAAACAAAGGUUUUCUACAGCAUCACUGGCCAAGGUGCUGACAAACCCCCUGUGGGUGUGUUUAUUAUUGAAAGAGAAACAGGAUGGCUGAAGGUGACAGAGCCGCUGGAUAGAGAACACAUCGCCAAGUAUGUUCUCUACUCUCACGCCGUGUCAUCCAAUGGGGUGUCAGUGGAGGAUCCAAUGGAAAUCGUGAUCACAGUGACAGAUCAGAAUGACAACAAGCCCGAGUUCACCCAGGCAGUCUUUGAGGGCUCAGUCAUGGAAGGAGCUCUUCCAGGCACCUCCGUGAUGCAGGUAUCCGCCACGGACGCAGAUGAUGACGUGAACACCUACAACGCCGCCAUCGGUUACUCCAUCCUCAGCCAAGAGCCAGAAGAGCCCGACAGGAAUAUGUUCACCAUCAAUAAGGAAACGGGGGUCAUCAGCGUGUUCACCACUGGGCUGGACCGAGAGAGCUACCCCACAUACACGCUGGUGGUUCAAGCUGCCGACCUUAAUGGCGAAGGCUUAAGCACAACUGCCAAAGCUGUGAUCAACAUCAUGGACCUCAACGACAAUGCUCCCAUCUUUAACCCUACCACGUACGAGGGGCAGGUGUUUGAGAACGAAGUUAAUGCUGUCAUCACCACACUGAAAGUGACGGAUGCCGACACCCCCCACACCCCAGCGUGGCAGGCCGUGUACACCAUAUUAAAUGAUCCGGACCAAAAAUUCGUUGUCGUUACAGACCCCGAAACCAAUGAUGGCAUUUUGAAGACAGCUAAGGGCUUAGAUUUUGAGACUAAGCAGCAGUACAUUCUACAAGUGAUUGUGCAGAACGUGGAUCCCUUUGCCGUGAAUCUCAUCACCUCCACAGCCACCAUCACUGUGGAUGUAGUCGAUGUGAACGAGGCCCCCAUCUUUGUACCCCCUGAAAAGAAAGUGGAGGUGCCUGAAGAUUUUGGUGUAGGCCUAGAAAUAACAUCCUAUACUGCGCGGGAGCCAGAUGUCUUUAUGAAACAGACAAUUACAUACCGGAUUUGGAGGGAUUCUGCCAACUGGCUGAGGAUUGAUCCAGAAACCGGUACCAUUUUCACUCAGGCCGAGAUGGAUAGAGAGGACUCGGAGCAUGUGAAGAAUAGCACGUAUAUGGCCCUCAUCAUCGCCACUGACAAUGGUUCUCCGGUUGCCACUGGAACAGGAACCCUUCUCCUGGUCCUCUCUGAUGUGAAUGACAACGCCCCCAUUCCUGAACCUCGAAAUUUACACUUCUGCCAGAGGAAUCCUCAGCCCCAAGUCAUCAACAUCAUCGAUCCAGACCUUCCUCCCAAUACUUCUCCCUUCACGGCUGAGCUGACCCACGGGGCCAGUGUGAACUGGACCAUCGAAUACAGUGAUCCAGCCCAAGAGUCUCUCAUUUUGAAACCAAAGAAACCCCUCGAGUUGGGUGACUACAAAAUCAAUCUGAAGCUCAUGGAUAACCAGAACAAAGACCAGGUGACCACACUGGACGUCAUCGUAUGUGACUGCGAAGGGGCUGUGAACAACUGCAUGAGAGCCAAUUACGUAGAAGCAGGAUUGCAAGUGUCCGCCAUUCUGGGUAUCCUUGGAGGAAUCCUUGCUGUUCUGAUCCUGACCCUGCUGCUCCUGCUGUUUGUGAGGAGGAAAAGGGCGGUCAAAGAGCCCUUGUUACCCCCUGAAGAUGACACCCGGGACAACGUUUAUUACUAUGAUGAAGAAGGAGGUGGUGAAGAGGACCAGGACUUUGACCUGAGCCAGCUGCACAGGGGACUGGAUGCUCGGCCAGAAGUGACUCGCAAUGACGUGGUGCCGACCCUCAUGAGCGUGCCCCAGUAUGCCCCCCGCCCUGCCAACCCUGAUGAAAUUGGCAAUUUUAUUGAUGAAAACCUGAAGGCGGCCGAUAGUGACCCCACGGCCCCCCCUUAUGACUCCCUGCUGGUGUUCGACUAUGAAGGCAGCGGCUCCGAAGCUGCCAGUCUCAGCUCCCUGAACUCCUCGGAGUCUGACCAGGACCAGGACUACGACUACCUGAACGAGUGGGGCAACCGCUUCAAGAAGCUGGCCGACAUGUACGGCGGUGGUGAGGACUAGUGGACCCGGGGAGACGCGUCCCCUUGCCACAAGCCCAGCCACGCAAACGCAGGAUGAUGGUGGUGGUGGAUGGACUUUCACAGCCGUCCCUUGAGGUUUUUCUGGAAGAGACUGAUCUGUGAACCAGUUCUAUUUUAGAGCUCUCUGUUUGUUAGCAAAUUCCCCACUUAUUCCUUGAGUCUUUAAAAAAAAUUUUUUUUACAUAGUGAUCAUGUCCUGAAGCUCCCUGAAUUUUAUUUCAAAAGAGCAACUCCAGCCUCUGAGGAUUCUGCUAGCAAUCUGUAGAUUUUCUUGAGACUUCCUUCAUGUUUCGAAGGAACGAACUUCUGUUUUGUUGUGUAUAUAAAUUUUUCUCCCUUUCCUCCUCCUUUCCCUAUCUCCUCCCACCCCCUUUUAGACAGGGUAUCUAUCUAUCUAUCUUUCUAGAACACAGGCUGGGCUGUUUCCAGCCCUGACUGGCUUUAAAUUCAUGAGCCUCCUGCCUCUGCCUCUCCAGUGCUGGGAUUAUAGGCAUGUACUACCAUGCCUGGUGAAAAAAAUAUGUAUGUUUUUGAAAACUGUAUGCACUAGCAUUCUAAUACCCAUUUAUGUUCCUGAAUUCUGUUACUCUGCCUCAGAUGGGAGUUCCUGGACACAGAAAUGACUGGGUCCUUUUAGGGUACAUGGCCCGUGUUUUGUGUGGUUGUCUCGGCUGGUGGUGUGUACUCAGACCCUGCAUAGAUUUUGUUUUCCAUGUCCUCAGUACUCACUUGAAAUGUCUUUUCUGAGGCAGUGUUCAUAAUAUGUCACUAUGGGCUUCCUUGCUUCCAUGUGAGGCGGGGGCGUAAAUGGUGUUUUCAGGUG
Messenger RNA from Perognathus longimembris pacificus (Pacific pocket mouse), 3632 nucleotides. It is a transcript of the gene Cdh1, whose product is annotated as cadherin 1. Gene Ontology annotation, molecular function: calcium ion binding; cadherin binding. Gene Ontology annotation, cellular component: adherens junction; plasma membrane; catenin complex. Lineage: Eukaryota; Metazoa; Chordata; Mammalia; Rodentia; Heteromyidae. Gene Ontology annotation, biological process: cell morphogenesis; homophilic cell-cell adhesion; adherens junction organization. The record is from RefSeq and is a predicted model, not a curated record.